Molecule: messenger RNA, 3054 nt
Organism: Chelonus insularis
Lineage: Eukaryota; Metazoa; Arthropoda; Insecta; Hymenoptera; Braconidae
Product: poly(U)-specific endoribonuclease homolog
Exons: 5
Coding region: 309-2738 (809 amino acids)
Molecular function (GO): RNA endonuclease activity
Source: RefSeq, a predicted model, not a curated record
GAUUACAACGUAAAUAAAAAAAAUUCAAUAAAUCAAGAAGCUGUUGAUUUUGAUAUUGAUUUGUUGUAGCAAUCGUCGUAUUACGUUCCACUGAUAUUGCGGAAAGUAAACAUAUAGCUGAUAAAAGGUCAAUUAGGUCAGAAAAUUUAAUGAAAAAUUUAUAGUGGGAGAAUCCCUAGAAGUGUUUGAUCAUAUCCAAAUACAUUAGAAUAUCUCAAAGUGAAGUAAUAAAGCAUCAUCUAUAUAUAAUUUUCAAACGUCAGAAUAUGUUCAGUUUCUAUUUAUCGUUCAUUAACUGAGGUCACAACAUGUUUGCAUCAAUUAGUGAUCGAAAAAUUAUUUCUAUUAUUGUGUAUGCUGCUAUAAUUUUAAUUGUUAGUGAUAUCGAUGUAAGUGAAGCAAAAUGGGGAAGAUCUGGCGGGGGGCGUAUAAGCAGUUCUCGAGGAAGUUUUGGAGGAAGUAGAUCAUCAGGUAGAUCGAGAACUCCAGUUUCUCGUCCACCCGUUUAUCAUCCACCUCCACCUCGUCCUCCUUCUCGACCAUCUUAUCCAAGUGCACCACCCAUAAAUCAUCCAAUUUCUCAUCCUCCUAUAUCAUCUCCUCCACAUCCGAAGCCUUCAGCUCCUAAUUCGCCGCCAUUAAAUUCUAAAGAUAGCAGUAACAUUUUUAUACAUCAAGAAGGAGGAGGUCGUCCCAAACCUCCUCUUAAUCAUGAUGUUCAUCAAACAUCACCUGUAAAACCAGGAGAAUCAAUUAAUAAAGUUAAUAUGCCAACAUCACAAAAUGUACCUAUUGGAUCACCGUCAAAUAAUUAUCCACCCUGGGCAAAUCCAUCUGCAAAACCUGGAUCUGUUCCUCCAAUUGGAUCUCCAUCUGCACCUUAUCCAAAUACUCGCCCUAUUGGGACACCGUCAGCUUCAGCACCAUAUCCAGCUAACCAUCCAGUAGGAAUGCCACAUCCAUCAAACCCAUCUACUGGAAUAUCUUCUGCACCAUAUCCAAAUUCUCAUCCAGUUGGAAUGCCAAAACCUUCCAACCCAAAUACUCCCAUAGGUUUUCAUCCUCCUGGACACUCAACAAACUCGAUAGGUCAACCACACCAAGCUCCAACACUUGGCAGCGGCGUUCCCCAUUCUCCAGGACAUGCACCAACUAAUUAUGGACCACCACCUGUUUAUGGAGCACCUUCAGGAACCCACGGUGGUUAUGCACCUCCACCACCUUAUUCUGGUGGUUAUUAUAAUAAUCCAGGAAUGAAUUAUCAUCCACCAGCUUAUGGACAACCUCCAAGUUAUCAUCAAUCUAUUGGAGCUGGUCAGCCUACUUAUAUGCAUCCUCCAGCAUAUGGUGGAGGAGGAUCUCAACCUUUUGUACCAGGUCAAAGUGUUAUUGUUCUUCCUAAUGCACCUAAAGAACCAGGACUAGGAUCCAUGGUGAAACAAGCUCUGGUAUUUUCAACAAUUAAUGCUGGUGUUAAUAGACUAAUAAAUGGUGCUCCUCAUCAUCACUGGCAUGAUAGUUCUUAUCAUCCCAGCAAUCCUACUGGUUCAACAUCAACAGUCACGAAUAAUACCACAAUUAUUAAUAAUAAUUACGGAGUACCUGAUGGUCAACAAAUCGGAACGUCAAGUGGUCCUUAUCCUAAUCAGUUCCCGAGUUCUUCAAAUAAUUAUCCAUCUAGUAAUCCAAAUUAUUAUCCUGGUGGAUAUAAUAACAAUAAUAAUAAUAAUAAUCCUAAUAGUGCUAAUACUCCUAACAGCUUUCCUACUCUUAAUCCUGGUAAUGCUCCUGUUGGAAAUAAUAAUAUUAAUAAUGGAAACAAUUUUCCAAAUCGAAUAUCUGGCAAUGUUGGUACCAAUUAUAACAAUACUAAUCAAUUCAAUGGAAACUUAAAUAAUGGAACUACUACUUCUCCACCCGAAGAAGUCAUACCAGUAACUUAUUAUAUUUCUGAAGAUGAAUUAUAUAAUUUAACUGAAAAAUUAUUUGCUCAAAAUGAAUUAAAAACAAAUCAACGACUAUAUGUUUUGAAUUUACAACAAAAAGUCUCGAAUGUUUCGAAUGUCAAGGAUGAGUCACCAAAUCCAUUAUUUUACUUGGAUACUGCAGCAUAUUCCCAUCCUACAAUUUCUGUAUUACGUGAAAUGUAUGAAAAUUAUGAAUUUAAUUCAACAAAAAAAGAGAAUACGACCAAAAGUUCUAGAAUGAAGGAAAGUUUACUUAUUGAUACAUUUUUAACUACUGAUGUAAUGACUUCAGCGAUAAAGUGGCUACAAGAAAAAUACUACAUUGAACCCGAUGACUUUGAAGUCAAAGAUUCAUUGAGACACACAUGGUUUACUAAAAUGGAUGGCUAUACAUCAGGAUUUGAACGAAUUUUCAUGGCUGAAUGGUAUCCAGGUCCCAGUCUGUUAGGUGGACAAAAUUGGAUUUAUUUUGAUCACGAAGAGUAUCAGAAAAAACUCAAUUAUCUUUCAUAUGUUGAUAAAGUAAACAUUAAUAAUGAUGUUUCCUUGGUAAAAGUGAACAUUGAGAUGGCUGGAGUAGUUAAACCGAAUGUAACAAUGCUAAUUGGUACCCCUCCAGAAUUAGAAAUGGCUUUGUACACUGUCUGUUAUUAUGCUAGACCAAAUGACAUUUGUCCAGUAAAACUUGGAGGAGUCAAAUUCAACAUGUAUACACAUAGCUUCCGUUACUUUGGCAAGGAUCUUAUGGAUUUAGGAAUUAUUAUAUUCUGAUCCGACAUGGAAAAUCAAAAAGCCACUCCAAGAAAGGAACAAUAUCAUUGUAAAAAAUAUUUAGAAUAGAAUCAUAUAGGUACAUUAAACCAAAAAUGUCCACUGGAUAUUCUAGAGUUCUAGACACUUGUAAGUCUGUGUAUUUACAUUCAAUCGAUUUGAACUAUAAAAAAUUAUUAUUAAAUAAAUAUAAAGAUUUUUUAAUUAUGAUUGUUACAAAAAGUUCUACUUACAGCUAAGCAAAUGAUGGUUAAACCGAUGAUGAUGUAACUUGUAUUCAUCUUGAUAAUAAUAUUUUUAUAUCAAUAACAUAAAA